AUUCCUGGCAGUGGCAGUGAUAGGGAAGGGAAGAUUCCUGGCAGUGGCAGUGAUGGGGUAGGGGACAUUCCUGGCAGUGGCAGUGACAAUGAUGGGGUAGGGGACAUUCCUGGCAGUGCCAGUGACAGGGAAGGGGACAUUCCUGGCAGUGGCAGUGACAGGGAAGGGGACAUUGCCAUCACCGACAGCGAUGGGGAAGGGGACAUUGCCGUCACUGAUAGUGACAGGGAAGGGGAAAUGCCCUGUGCUGCAAAAGAAGAGGCCUCUUGCUCUGAGAGUGACGCAGAGGAAGUGCCAGACGCUGGGAUCCCUGCUGCUCCCAAGAAAAUCACUUCCAUUUCCUCUCCCCUGCGCGCCUUCGUCCGCCUGCGCCGGCGCUACCAGGGCCUGAAGAAAAGCCGGCUGCACUUGGAGCUGCCUCGGGAAAAGUCUGCAGAGUUUGUCCACACCAGGCUGCUCCAGAAGCAGCUGUCCCUGAGCAGGACUUCCCUGUACACCCCUUCCAUGGCCUUCUUUAAUCAGUCUGGCUUUGAGAGCUCCCAGUACUUCACCUUUGACACGUCUGUGGAACAUUACUCGGUGAAAAAGUGCAGGCGGAAAAAGAGCCGGAGGAAAUCCAGGAUGGUUCUGUACCCAGAUAAAACAAAAAAAUACCUCCCAGCAGAGGAGAAGAGCAAGGCAAAGCGCUGCCUCCUCUUGCUCAUUGCCAUUAUGUUCUUCCAGAUUCUCAAUGCAAUAGAGAACCUGGAUGAUAACCUCCAAAAAUACGACCUGGACGGUUUGGAGAAAACCAUGCACCGGGAAGUGUUUGGGCAGAAGGUUGCUGUGGAAAGCAUUGUGGAAUUACUGAAGGACUACCUGGCCACCCAUGUCCACAACAAGCCUCUGGUGAUCUCUCUGAACGGCCCCACGGGGGUUGGCAAGAGCCACGUUGGCUGGGUGCUGGCCAAGCACUUCCGCUCGGUCAUGGACAACGACUUUGUGCUGCAGUACUUUGUGAUGCACCACUGCCCCAGCGGGGUGGCUCCCCUCACCUGUGCAAUAGACCUGUCCAAGAAGAUUGCUGACAUGGUUACCAGAGCUGAAAUAGAGGAAAAGACCCCGCUGUUUAUUCUGGAUGAGGUGGAGCUCAUGUCCCCCGUCCUGCUGGACACUCUCAGCCGAUUCUUUGAACCCAAUCAAACCAACGAGUUCCUCAAUGCCAUCUACAUUUUAAUCAGCAAUCUGGGAGGUGAUGAAAUCACAAAGUUCAUUACCCAGAAUGCAUCCACUGAGCUCCUGCACCAGCAAAGGGGAGCUGAAGAGCUGCUGAGCAUCAUCCAGCCAGUGCUGGCCAGGGUGCACCCUCUGUGGAAGGCUGCAGACAUCAUCCCCUUCGUCCUCCUGGAGAAGGCUCACGUCAUAAACUGCUUCCUGGAGCAGAUGAGGAGGGAGGGGCUCUAUCCCGACCAGAAACACAUUGAAAAUUUGGCAAAUCAGCUCAGUUACUACACUACAGGGGACAAGCAAUACUCCAGCAUGGGCUGCAAGCAGGUUGUGGCCAAAGUCAACCUCCUGUAGGGAUUUACAGCAGAGACCAAGCCCUGCUCUGGGGGUUUGCAGAGUUCUGUGCUCAUGAGGAGUGUGUCUCA
Molecule: messenger RNA, 1631 nt
Organism: Melozone crissalis (California towhee)
Lineage: Eukaryota; Metazoa; Chordata; Aves; Passeriformes; Passerellidae
Gene: TOR4A
Product: torsin family 4 member A
Exons: 1
Coding region: 238-1560 (440 amino acids)
Biological process (GO): negative regulation of apoptotic process
Cellular component (GO): nuclear envelope; endoplasmic reticulum lumen
Molecular function (GO): ATP binding; ATP hydrolysis activity
Source: RefSeq, a predicted model, not a curated record